UGCAAACAAUUGUUGGGAAAAUUACUUGUGUCAUGCACAAAGUAGAUUUCCUAACCUACUUGCCAAAUAUAUAGUUUGUUAACAAGAAAUUUGUGGAGUGGUUGAAACACUUAGGUUGGAGUCAUUAAAACUAAUUUAUGUAAACUUCCGACUUCAACUGUACAUGACCCUAAGCAUGAUGGGACGUUAAUUGCUUAAUUAACUCAGGAACCACACCGGUGUGGUAGCAGCACCUGCUUUCAAUAUACUUUAUAUCCCUCCAUUUCCUCCCGUGUUUCCAUGGUUUCGGAAGUUACCUGUUUGUGUAAACAAAGGAACAGUAGGUUAUAAGGGACUUUUAACCAAUGGUGGCCUUUGAACCAAUAAGAACAGAGAAAGACGAGAUACAAACUAAUGAGUUGAAUAUCUUGACAAUUUGACAUGUUCAAGACACACUCUGAAAUGCCUUAAGCUUUUGCACACUAUAACUGCCCUGUCGAUCUCUCUGUCUUUAGAACAGGCUCUAUUUACCCUAGUAAUAAAGGAGAUACCCUAAAAUCAUACUUUCCACAAAGGCUUAAUCAUUAUUAAUAGUCCUAGUUAAGGUGUCUAUCAAUGUGGUUAGUACAACUGAUAGAACAGUCAGCUUACAACAGAAUGUUCUUAUUUUUAUUUUAUAGAAAAGAGGACAUAUGCUGUAUUUCAUGGACAAAUCUAUUUAUCAUUGUGUCCAGUCAUUUCUAUGCUGUAUUUGAGUUGCUUGGCUAUAUUUUUGUUUGUUUGUUUGUUUUCAUAAACAUUCUGCUUUAAAAAACAACAACCUUGCUUUCAAUCUAUACCUAGAUAUAAAAUUGUGUUUAAAUCAUUGACUUUGCACUGAAAUGUUCAGAAAUUAGUUGUAUUCGUUUUGUGGGGGAAACUAACAAGAAAAUAACUUCCGUUUCUUGUCAUGAUACGGUCAGAAUGUUUGAGAAAUCUAUUCUAUUCUCUGUAUAUUCUAAAUCUAUUCUAUUCUCUGUAUAUUCUAAAUCUAUUCUAUUCUCUGUAUAUUCUAAAUCUAUUCUAUUCUCUGUAUAUUCUAAAUAUAUUAUCUCUUCUUUGAGAGAGAUUGUUCAUGGUUGAAAAGGUGGAAAAAAAAGUGGUCUUGUUGGAAAAACUCACAUUGAGAGAACUCUCCAAAGCCUGUAUAGUUUACAUAAAUGUCCAUCUUGUAAUUUGUAUUUGUUUUCUUUGGGAGUGUGUUUUUGAUUUGAUUAUGAAUUAAAGAUGGCAACAACCUAAUCUUGUUCCUGUUUUAGGCCUACUUCUGUGUAUGCCAUAUAGGGCUAGAUUUCAGUUAUCCACCCUUUCCUUACCUCAGAGAAAAGUCAGGAAAGCAAAUAUCUUUUAUCUAACCUCUUGUCUCUCAAUGUAAAUGUUUAUUGAAUUGACCCAGUUGGCUAAAAAUAAUUUAGAAAAUGCACUUUUGACACAGGCAGGGUAUAUCCUAGGCCCAGGGCUGUCUCUGGGCCUACACUUUGCACCUUUUUAAAUACGGAACUCUCAAUAAAUCCUGAUCAGAUUAAUCAAUAUAAUCGUACAAAUCAUGUUAGGGAGCAAUUUCCCAAAUGGGUUUUUAAGUUGGUGUUGAGCAGCAUGUUCUCAAUGACAGAUAAUCCAAAAUGUGAUCAGACAUCCUGAAUACAGAAGCUAUUUAACUAGGAUCAGACAUAAUAAGAUCAAGCUAUGACGUUUGGGCUUUGAUUGAGAUGGGAUACAGAUAGCAAAGGACCUUUUUUUCUGUAGUUUCUUGGUCAUAUGGUGGAGAGAGUGCGUUUUAAAUUCAGCACCAUGGACAGCACCACUGCCGUCGGCACACCUUGGCGCUUCGGCCCGACUUUGAACUCUACUUCUCCGGGAUUCAAAUCUAGUACUGUGGCGCCAACGAUUUUUCCACGGGCAGGCUACAGCAUCCUCUCCUAUCUUAUGUUCAUCAAUGCAAUUUUCUCUGUUUUUAACAAUACUCUGGUAAUAACGGUGUUGGUGAAGAAUCGUACUCUCCUCAACCCAAUGAAUGUGAUCAUCCUCAGUUUAGCUGUGUCCGAUUUGAUGAUAGCCUUGUGCGGUUCGUCGAUCGUCACCAUUACCAACUAUCAUGGUUCAUUCUUUCUUGGCGACGAGUUCUGCAUCUUUCAAGGAUUUGCUGUCAACUAUUUCGGUCUGGUGUCUAUGUGCACGUUAACACUGCUGGCGUACGAGCGCUACAUCGUGGUGUGUAAGCCCAUGGCAGGCUUCAAGAUGAACGUACGUCGGAGCUUUCAGGGGCUCCUGGGGGUCUGGCUGUUCUGUUUGUUCUGGGCCGUGCCCCCACUGCUGGGUUGGAGCUCCUAUGGACCCGAGGGCGUCCAGACCUCCUGCUCUCUGGGCUGGGAGGAGAGGUCCUGGAGUAACUAUAGUUACCUGAUCCUGUACACGCUGUUCUGCUUCCUCCUGCCUGUCGCAAUCAUCAUCUACUGUUACGCCAAUGUCCUCACCUCCAUGAGACAGCUUAACCGUAGUACGGAGUUGCAGGGCGGUCGUCCCUGUCUGCAGGACAACGAGCGGGCGGUAAGGAUAGUGCUGGCCAUGAUCGGGGCCUUCUUUGUCUGCUGGCUGCCCUACACAGCCCUGUCCGUGGUGGUUGUGGUGGACCCAGAGCUCCACAUCCCUCCGCUGGUGGCUACCAUGCCUAUGUACUUCGCCAAGACCAGUCCUGUCUACAACCCCAUCAUCUACUUCCUAAGCAACAGGCAGUUCCGUGAUGCCACUCUGGAAGUCCUCUCCUGUGGGCGCUACAUUUCCCACGACCCGGCCACCGACACCGUCCCCAUGCGCUCCAUGACCCUGAGGACCACGGUGGGCAGAAGACAACAAGGGAUCAGUGCACACAGCAGGGUGCUUCCUCUGUGACUCCUCUCUCCUCCAUCUCCUAAAUCUUCAUCUCCUCUCUCCUCCAUCUCCUAAAUCUUCAUCUCCU
Molecule: messenger RNA, 2974 nt
Organism: Oncorhynchus kisutch (coho salmon)
Lineage: Eukaryota; Metazoa; Chordata; Actinopteri; Salmoniformes; Salmonidae
Gene: parietopsin
Product: parietopsin
Exons: 5
Coding region: 1777-2907 (376 amino acids)
Biological process (GO): G protein-coupled receptor signaling pathway; visual perception
Cellular component (GO): membrane
Molecular function (GO): G protein-coupled receptor activity
Source: RefSeq, a predicted model, not a curated record